Molecule: messenger RNA, 2016 nt
Organism: Populus trichocarpa (black cottonwood)
Lineage: Eukaryota; Viridiplantae; Streptophyta; Magnoliopsida; Malpighiales; Salicaceae
Product: 4-coumarate--CoA ligase 2
Exons: 6
Coding region: 139-1851 (570 amino acids)
Molecular function (GO): 4-coumarate-CoA ligase activity
Source: RefSeq, a predicted model, not a curated record
UUGCUCGACUGGCUCUCUCCUCGUACACGCAUACACACCGGUCGAUUAACACCAUCCAGAAUUGGGAUUGGUUGAGUAUACAUUCUGAGCGUUAGAUACAUAUAUCACACAAAGAAACUCCCUUUCAUCUCAAGAAACAUGAUGUCCGUGGCCACGGUUGAGCCCCCGAAACCGGAACUCUCCCCCCCACAAAACCAAAACGCACCAUCCUCUCAUGAAACUGAUCAUAUUUUCAGAUCAAAACUACCAGAUAUAACCAUCUCGAACCACCUCCCUCUGCACGCAUACUGCUUUGAAAACCUCUCUGAUUUCUCAGAUAGGCCAUGCUUGAUUUCAGGUUCCACGGGAAAAACCUACUCUUUUGCCGAAACUCACCUAAUAUCUCGAAAGGUCGCUGCUGGGUUAUCCAAUUUGGGCAUCAAGAAAGGCGAUGUAAUCAUGACCCUGCUCCAAAACUGCCCAGAAUUCGUCUUCUCCUUCAUGGGUGCUUCCAUGAUUGGUGCAGUCACCACCACUGUGAACCCUUUCUACACUCCAGGUGAAAUAUUCAAGCAAUUCUCUGCUUCUCGUGCGAAACUGAUUAUCACCCAGUCUCAACAUGUGAACAAGCUAAGAGAUAGUGAUUGCCAUGAAAACAACCAAAAACCGGAGGAAGAUUUCAUAGUAAUCACCAUUGAUGACCCACCAGAGAACUGUCUACAUUUCAAUGUGCUUGUUGAGGCUAACGAGAGUGAAAUGCCAACAGUUUCAAUCCAUCCGGAUGAUCCUGUGGCAUUACCAUUCUCUUCAGGGACAACAGGGCUCCCAAAAGGAGUGAUACUGACUCACAAGAGCUUGAUAACAAGUGUGGCUCAACAAGUUGAUGGAGAGAUCCCAAAUUUAUACUUGAAACAAGAUGAUGUCGUUUUAUGCGUUUUACCUUUGUUUCACAUCUUUUCAUUGAACAGCGUGUUGUUAUGCUCGUUGAGAGCCGGUUCUGCUGUACUGUUAAUGCAAAAGUUUGAGAUCGGAUCACUGCUAGAGCUCAUUCAGAAACACAAUGUUUCGGUUGCGGCUGUGGUGCCACCACUGGUGCUGGCGUUGGCCAAGAACCCAAUGGUGGCGAACUUCGACUUGAGUUCGAUCAGGGUAGUCCUCUCAGGGGCUGCGCCACUGGGGAAGGAGCUCGAGGAGGCCCUCAGGAGCAGGGUUCCACAGGCCAUCCUGGGACAGGGUUAUGGGAUGACAGAGGCGGGGCCAGUGCUAUCAAUGUGCUUAGCCUUCUCAAAGCAACCUUUACCCACCAAGUCUGGAUCAUGUGGAACGGUGGUUAGAAACGCAGAGCUCAAGGUCAUUGACCCUGAGACCGGUAGCUCUCUUGGUCGCAACCAACCUGGUGAAAUCUGCAUCCGUGGAUCUCAAAUCAUGAAAGGAUAUUUGAAUGACGCGGAAGCCACGGCAAACAUCAUAGACGUUGAGGGUUGGCUCCACACUGGAGAUAUAGGUUAUGUCGACGACGACGACGAGAUUUUCAUUGUUGAUAGAGUGAAGGAAAUCAUAAAAUUCAAAGGCUUCCAGGUGCCGCCCGCGGAGCUUGAGGCUCUCCUUGUAAACCACCCAUCAAUUGCGGAUGCGGCUGUUGUUCCGCAAAAAGAUGAGGUUGCUGGUGAAGUUCCUGUCGCGUUUGUGGUCCGCUCAAAUGAUCUUGACCUUAAUGAAGAGGCUGUAAAAGACUACAUUGCAAAGCAGGUGGUGUUCUACAAGAAACUGCACAAGGUGUUCUUCGUUCAUUCUAUUCCCAAAUCGGCUGCUGGAAAGAUUCUAAGAAAAGACCUCAGAGCCAAGCUUGCCACAGCCACCACCAUGUCCUAGAUUUCAUUCCGUUAAAUCUGCAUUUAUUAUUUUGUGUUGUCUUUCACUCAUUGUGCCCCAAAUAAAUUACUACAAACCCAUCAUUCUGUUUUCAAUUAAACUGUAAGAUUUGCCCCUUGUGAUGUGAUUUUUUAUUUCUAAUAACUAAAGGGCUGUUAACAAGAA